AUGAUUAAAGCAAGAGACAUAAUUUACCCGUUGAUCAAGAGAAGAGUGGGUAAUGGUGAAUCAACACGGUUCUGGUAUGACAACUGGUCUCAUCUGGGGAAGCUCUAUACACUCCUCAACGCUGAAUCUUCGAGACUCGGAAUCCCCCUUUCUGCGACUGUAGCAUCUAGAUAUAGAGAUGGGAGAUGGGCUCUGCCGCCAGCAAGAACAGAGAAUCAGUUAGCUUUACAGGUGCACUUGACAACGGUUGUAUUGACAAAUGAAGAAGAUAGCAAUGAGUGGGUGAUAGAUGGCAAACAGAGACAGAAGUACAAAUGUGGUGAAGUCUACACUUAUCUGAAAGGACCUUGGCCUCUGGUUCCUUGGGCGAAACUGGUUUGGUUCUCUUAUGGAAUUCCUCGCCAUAGCUUCUUAACUUGGCUUGUCUUACUUGAUAGGUGUCCAACUAGAGACAGGUUAAUCAACUGGGGAUUAAAUGUUGUCCCACACUGCUUGCUUUGUAACACAGGCCAAGAGAGUAGAAAUCACCUCUUCUUCGAGUGUCCCUACAGCAACACCAUCUAG
Molecule: messenger RNA, 564 nt
Organism: Brassica oleracea var. oleracea
Lineage: Eukaryota; Viridiplantae; Streptophyta; Magnoliopsida; Brassicales; Brassicaceae
Exons: 1
Coding region: 1-564 (187 amino acids)
Source: RefSeq, a predicted model, not a curated record